AUGGCCGCGGCUUCUCCCGAGGGGAGUAGCCUCUAUGAUCAGAUUAGACGUGCAGACCCAGAAGAUGUCAAGAAGCGGCAGCAAGCCAUCAACGAACGAAUUCAUGCGACCUUCCAGCAGAGUCAGAAGCGGUUGGCAAGCCUGAUAGACGAGAACUCGACCCUCCCUACGACAGUCUCUUCAGUCACUGUACUUGGCGCACCUAACACGCGGCACUCGUUCCUCAAGGGCAUAGUCGAUCCUCUGCUGACCGCGAACCGAGAUCGACCUUACACCCAGUCAGAACUUGUACAAGAAGCUUCGAAAGCUGCCUCCAAGCUCAGCAAAUUUGACAUCUUCCACCCUCCCAUAUCUGUCUAUAUUGACAAAGCUGAGAAAAGUGAUCCGAAUACCACACCAACCGAUGUCGCUAUUUACUAUUCAGUGAAGGAAAAGAGCAAAGUUUUUGCAAAGACCGGUACAGAUGUGGGCAACGCCGAAGGAUCUGCUUAUGCGAAUGUGCAAUGGCGGAAUCUGUUUGGUGGUGCUGAAGCUCUUGACCUAAACGCAUCGCUUGGUACAAGGACAAGAUCCUCAUAUCAAGGUAGCCUGGAUACACCAGUUAACGGUAACCCAAAUUUGAAGUUUCAGGUUGGGGGUGUUCAGAGCACAGUUCAGAAGGUCUUUGCCAGCCACGAAGAGAUGCAACGAGGAGGGUGGGGCAAGCUCAGGUAUCUAAGUCCAUCAGGUUCUCUGCACGAGUUUGGCUACAAUGGUUAUUGGAGGCAACUCACAGGCUUAGCACAAAAUGCUUCACCUACCGUGCGUAACGAUGCUGGUGACACUUUCAAGAGCAGUCUGAGCCAUACUUGGAUCAAUGAUCGAAGAGACAACCCUAUCUUACCGACAUCCGGCUACUACACAAAAACAAACAACGAGAUUGCGGGUCUUGGUCCGUUGGCAGGAGAUGUAGCCUUUCUCAAAUCAGAAAUAGAAACACAACAAGCUCUAUCAAUUCCAAUACCUGGUGUCAAGGGUCACAGUGGGGUGAGCUUGACCACAGGGUUUCGAGCAGGCAUGCUUUACCCAUUGACCUUGAACGGAGCCAGCAAUCCUUCAAUGUCUAGAAUAAACGACCGAUUUCAGCUUGGUGGCCCAACCGACGUUCGAGGAUUCAGGUUAUCAGGACUGGGACCUCGAGACGGACUUGAUGCUGUUGGUGGAGAUGUGUAUGCCGCGGCCAGCGCCAACUUGCUCCUGCCGAUACCCAAGGUGGGAAUCGAUAAGCCUCUGCGCUUACAAGCUUUCGUCAAUGGUGGUAGACUACUAGCGCUGCGAUCGAAAGAGAAAGAAGGAGCCAUGUCCAGUGAAGAAGUGCAGCAGACUAUGAAGGCCACUUUCAGUGAGCUGGGUAAUGGACUGCCAAGCAUGUCUGCUGGCGUUGGACUCGUAUAUGCUCAUCCUGCUGCGAGGUUUGAGCUGAACUUUUCUCUGCCGUUAGUACUGAGGAAAGGAGAAGAAGGUCGCAAGGGAUUGCAAUUCGGUAUCGGUAUAAACUUCUUGUAG
Lithohypha guttulata is the source of this 1545-nucleotide messenger RNA. RefSeq lists its product as uncharacterized. The coding region runs from base 1 to 1545 and encodes 514 amino acids. The transcript has 2 exons. Lineage: Eukaryota; Fungi; Ascomycota; Eurotiomycetes; Chaetothyriales; Trichomeriaceae. Gene Ontology annotation, biological process: protein insertion into mitochondrial outer membrane. The record is from RefSeq and is a predicted model, not a curated record. Gene Ontology annotation, cellular component: outer membrane.